AUGAGCCAUCUGCCUGUAAAGAAAGAGGUGACAGUUAAAAAGGAAGAAGCAGAUGGAAAGUCUUCGCCAGCAACGACCUCAUCAAAUGGUAAAAGUUCAACCGACCAAGGAUGGCAAGACAUCCCGCUAAAGUGUUGUACAAAAGAGGAUAUCAAAGACAUUCGAUAUCACAUAAUGAAGUUUCAGUCGAAGCAGAACGUCGAUAUCAUUGAUAACUUCACGAAGCCAGUGAGGUUGCAUAGAAAGGACCCGAGGAAUAUCCAAUUUCACUUGACAAGAGCGGAAGUCGAUAAGCGUAAGAGAGAAGAAGAGGAAGCCAAAAUUGAGAAAGAAAAGCAAAAGCAGGAGUCUAUUGAAGCCGCUGAAAAGGAGGCAAUAGCGAAUGGAGAAGAUCCUAAAAAUAUCAACAGAGAUGAGGUGGAUAUGUCUCAGGUCGCACCAGAUGGAGGAGCCAGAAAGCUGAAGAAAAGCUUAUUCAAGAGAAAAACCAGGCAAAUAAAUCUCAUGGACGAUCAAAAGAGGAAAUUGAGGUACGAGGAGUACUAUCCGUGGGUUAUAGAGGACUAUGAUGGGAAGAACGUCUUUGUUGGUAACUACGAGGCAGGGUCAUCGGACACACAGCAGGUUCUAUUUGUUUUUGAUAAAGAUGGAUUCAAAAUGGUACCGGCAGAAAAGGUCUACAAGUUUACCCAAAGAAAUAAAUAUGCAACGUUGACACUAGAAGAGGCCGAGGCCAAAAUGGAGAAAAACUCAUCCGUUCCGAGGUGGUUGAUGAAGCAUAUGGAAGAUAACUCCGGGUUAGAAGGUGCCACAGCAGACCAAAGAUUUAGACAUAAUGUAGGUUCUUCAAGAAACGGUAAUGCCCUGACCUCGUCUACUAGUAGAGGGAGAUUAAGAACUGUUUUGGGCGGCUCGACUUCAAACGAACGAGACUCUGAUCAUGACGAUCUAGAUUUUGAUGAAGAAUUUGCAGAUGAUGAAGAGGCACCAAUCAUGGAUGGUGAUGAAGAAGAAAACAAAUUAUCUGAACAAAAGAUUAAGAAGGAAAUGUUGAAAGCAGCCCAUUUUGAUGGUCAAUCUGAUGCCGAAGUGGAUGAUGAUGACUUAGAUGAUUUGUUUGAAACAGAGAAAUCUAGAAAAGUUGAUAAAGAAGGUAAAAAAUUACGUAAAGUGUUGAAUAAAACUGAGGGUGGUGUAUAUGAUAGUGAUGAUGAUGAUGAUAAAUUGAACCCUUACUUAUCAAAAUCCGAUUUGGAAAGUGAUGAUGAAAGCGACGAUGACAUUGCUAUCAAGAAGGAAGAUGAGGAUAAGUUAUUGGAUAAUUCAACUUCUGAUAAGCCAGCGCAAAGAGCAUUCACGGCUCAAAACAUUGGUGAUGGGUUCGUCAUUGUUAGGGCACCGCCUUCAUUUUUAAGUGGAUUUCCAAAUGGUGAUUGGAAUCCAAAUGGACGUAAAAGGCCAGCAUUGGUUAAUAAUGAUCCUAAUAAGAAGGCAAAAAUUGACGAUGGUAAAACAAAAUUGAAGAUAGCAGUCAAGAAAGAAAAUGGUAGUCCAUCACCUUCAUUACCUGGUAGUCCUAUUAACGCAACGCUGGAUGUAGAUUUAACAUCAGGAGGACCAGAUAAUGUUUUAGUAACGGUCAAGGAAGUGUUAGAUAUUGUCAAAGAUAAUCCAUUAACUACCAAGGAAUUGUUGUUUGGUUUAAAGAAUAGAGUAAAUGCUCAUAAAGAUAACAAGUUAAGGAUUAUCAGUAUCGUUAAGCAGAAUUUGAGAUUAGUAGACGGAAAAUUAGUCUUGAAGGAAGAAUAA
Molecule: messenger RNA, 1809 nt
Organism: Debaryomyces fabryi
Lineage: Eukaryota; Fungi; Ascomycota; Pichiomycetes; Serinales; Debaryomycetaceae
Gene: TFG1
Product: transcription factor IIF subunit
Exons: 1
Coding region: 1-1809 (602 amino acids)
Biological process (GO): positive regulation of transcription elongation by RNA polymerase II; transcription initiation at RNA polymerase II promoter
Cellular component (GO): transcription factor TFIIF complex; nucleus
Molecular function (GO): RNA polymerase II general transcription initiation factor activity; DNA binding; TFIIF-class transcription factor complex binding
Source: RefSeq, a predicted model, not a curated record